Ambispora leptoticha is the source of this 1074-nucleotide messenger RNA. NCBI's taxonomy places the organism in Eukaryota, Fungi, Glomeromycota, Glomeromycetes, Archaeosporales, Ambisporaceae. The record is from the annotation of a GenBank genome assembly.
AUGUAUACUACCCUAUACCAAGAAACACGAAUUUUGAUGAAAAUCAUUGGAAAAAAAAUUGAAAAAGGAUUAAAAGAUAUAUAUGAAACCACAACAAUAGAAGAUAAAACACCACCACCAUCACCGAAAAAAGAAGGAAUAGGAGUACCAGAUAAUAUAUCAGAAAUGACAGAUAACGACCCAAACAACUUCAAUUUCUAUAGGAAAAUAAAAGAAAAAUACCCUAUAGAAAUGAGACAUAUAAUAAUACCAACCAUUAAAGAAGAGAAAAAUGUUAAAUACCAAAUACUUUCAGAAGAAAAUACCGAUAUACCACCAAUGUUUAUAGGGUACUGCAAGAUUAAAAAACCCCUUGAAGAUGAUAUAUAUAUAGGAACAACAACCGAAAUGGCAAAAGAAGCAAUAAUAGUCCAACCAGGAAUAGCAAAUGAUGACCAAAUAAUGAUAAUGAAUAUUUCAAAUAAGAAAUUUGAAAUUAGAAGAGGACAAAAAAUAGCAAAUGAUGAAAAGAAAAGAAUAAAAAUCCUGGAAGAACGCUGUCUUCAGACUGAAGGACCAGGCGUAUGGGAAUUAUUAGGACCCGUAUUAACUAAAUACAUAGAUACUUUUAGAGAAAAAGAUGAAUAUGCGACCCAUGUAGAUCCUAUAGUAAUAGAACCUGUUAAAAUAAUAUUAAAAGAAGGAGUAGAUGAAUCAAAAAUACCAUGGAAUAUGAAAGCACAAAAGAAACGAAAAUAUUCUCAAGAAGAAUUAGAAAUAAUCAGAAAAAUGAGAGAUGACUUAUUAAAAAAUGGAAUAAUAUUUAGUGGAAAUACUGACUGGAGAAGUCCAUGUAUAGUAAUAGAAAAGAAUGAUGGAACAAAGAAAAUUGCGAUCGACUAUAGAAUAUUAAACACCUUCUUACUACUGCUAAGAGAACUGCUACCAGACACAAAGCAAAUGUUACAGAAAAUAUCAAUGUACAAACACUAUAUAACAAUGGAUAUAAAAUCAGCAUACUGGCAAAUAUUAGUACAUGAGGAUUCAAGAAAAUAUACCGCAACAGAAUUUGCAGAUUUUGGAACAUACUGCUAG